Molecule: messenger RNA, 537 nt
Organism: Angiostrongylus costaricensis
Lineage: Eukaryota; Metazoa; Nematoda; Chromadorea; Rhabditida; Metastrongylidae
Source: the annotation of a GenBank genome assembly
AUGGCUAACAAACCUACGAGAGUUUUCAUGGAUAUAACAGCUGAUAAGGAACCAAUCGGGAGAUUAGUGUUUGAGUUGAAUACGAAAAUUUGUCCUAAGACGAGCGAGAAUUUUCGAAAGCUGUGUACCGGCGAAUUGGGUUUCGGUUAUAAAGGAUGUCAUUGGUAUCGAAUUGUACCAGGAUUUUGUGCAUGUUCUGGAGAUUUCGAGACACAAAAUGCCGACCGUAAAGGAGGCCGAAGCACUUUUGACACAAAGUACUUUGACGACGAAAACCAUACAAUUCUUCACAAUAAAAGAGGUAUAUUGUCUAUGGACAAUUUCGGUUGGCCGAAUACUAAUUCAAGUCGUUUCUUCGUCACCUUUACGGAAACGCCAUGGAUGAAUAACUUUCACGUUGCUUUUGGUGAACUCGUCGAUGGAUUCGAUGUGCUGGAUAAAAUGGAGAGCUACGGUAUUCUGGAAGGGUAUGGAGCUCAAAAAGGCCGUACCAGUAAGCUAGUGGUUACCGAGGAUUGUGGAGAGCUGCAACAGUAA